Messenger RNA from Argiope bruennichi, 635 nucleotides. RefSeq names its product tubulin-specific chaperone A-like. Gene Ontology annotation, molecular function: beta-tubulin binding. Gene Ontology annotation, biological process: post-chaperonin tubulin folding pathway; tubulin complex assembly. Gene Ontology annotation, cellular component: cytosol; microtubule cytoskeleton. The transcript has 4 exons. The record is from RefSeq and is a predicted model, not a curated record. Lineage: Eukaryota; Metazoa; Arthropoda; Arachnida; Araneae; Araneidae. Bases 176 to 514 code for a protein of 112 amino acids.
AAUCUCGCUCGCGAGUUUGAUUUUGUGUUCCAGUUUCGUUGCGGCGAAUUGUGUGUUCGGUUUCCUAACGAAGUUUUGAAAAAGUAUUCCAAAAAUCUAAAUACCUGCAGAUUUAUUUGAUAUUUCCUAAAGCUUUAACUGUGCUUUUUUGAUUUUUUUACUUUGUCACUCAAUCAUGGCAGAUCCUCGUAUUAAACAAAUUAAAAUAAAAACAGGUGUGGUCAAGAGAUUAGCAAAAGAAAAAUUAAUGUAUGAAAAAGAAGCUGAAAAAGAAAAGACUAAGCUUGAAAAAAUGCAAGCUACAGGAGAAGACGAUUACUUAAUCAGAAAACAGGAGGAAGUAAUCAAGGAAUCUUUGAUGAUGGUUCCAAAUACUAUGAAGCGGUAUCAGAUGGCGUAUAAUGAGCUUCAAGAAAUUUUGGACAAUGAACAAGAACUUGCUGAAACUGAAGAAUAUCAAGCAGCUGCAGAAGUUUUAAAGGAAACUUCCAAGAGCAUAUCAGCUAGUGAAUGAACUGCUUAUAUAUUUCCUAACUAAUAUCUAAAUUAAAUGCUUAUUUACUCACGAUGCAGCCUGUACUAUAUUUAUACAUUGUUUUUGUAUAUAAUUUUAAAUUAAAUGCUAUUGCAAGUUA